Passer montanus (Eurasian tree sparrow) is the source of this 1947-nucleotide messenger RNA. It is a transcript of the gene NUP62CL, whose product is annotated as nucleoporin 62 C-terminal like. Lineage: Eukaryota; Metazoa; Chordata; Aves; Passeriformes; Passeridae. Gene Ontology annotation, molecular function: structural constituent of nuclear pore; phospholipid binding. Gene Ontology annotation, biological process: protein import into nucleus; RNA export from nucleus. The transcript is spliced from 12 exons. The record is from RefSeq and is a predicted model, not a curated record. The coding region runs from base 23 to 1816 and encodes 597 amino acids. Gene Ontology annotation, cellular component: nuclear pore; nuclear pore central transport channel.
CCUGUGCCGGGAGCGCUGUGCAAUGCUCCUUACAGCCCGGGGCUGCCACCCUGGGACCCCGCUCUGUGCCCGACCACCCUCUGGCGACAAACCCGCAGUGACAAAUGCUCGUCACCGCGUCCCCGCUGGCGGGCGGCUCCAACGCCGCGCCUCCGCCCCGGUGACGGCCCCCGCCGGCUUCUCCUUCUCCGCGCCCGCCUCCGCCUCCGCCGGCUUCAGCUUCGGCGGCGCGGCGCCCGCGGCGGGCGGCAGCCAGCCCGCCGGGCUCUUCUCCUUCAACAGGCCGGGCACGGCCGCGCAGCCCUCGGGCUUCAGCUUCGGCUCGGCCGGCGCGGGCCCCGCCGCCACGGCAGCCGCCGCCUUCCCGCUGGGGGCGAACACACCCAAAGUGACCUUUGGGGCCAGCACUGCCACUCCAGCUCCUGGAAUCACGGGGGGCUUUUCUUUCGGCACCCCCGUGGCCAGCAGCACGCCCUCGAGCCAGGCAGCAGCCCCGUCUGGCUUUGCCUUUGGCUCUGCUGGCAGCGGCAGCAGCAGCACGGCUCCCUCUGGGACGACAGGAGGCUUCACCUUCUCCAGCGGCAGCGCGGCUCCGGCGGGCACGGGCGGCUUCAGCCUCGGCAGCGCGGCCGCGCCGGCCACGGCCGCAGGGCUGGGCUUUGGCACGGCCCCCGCGGCUGCUGCCACCACCAGCACGGCCACCCCGGCAGCUGCCAGCCCGGCAGCAGCGCCCUUCAGCCUCGGGGGGCAGCCCACAGGUCUGACCUUUGGGACACAGCCUUCAACAGCAGCCACCAGUACAAGCACAGCAACACUGACCACAAGCACCAGCCAGGCACCCACCCUGUCCUUUGGAGCCAAGCUGGGAGUCACAUCCACAGCUGCCACCACGGCCUCCACCACCAGCAGCACCUCAGUGCUGGGCUCCACGGGGCCCUCCUUGUUUGCAUCUGUGGCAACUUCUUCAGCCCCAGCCUCCUCCAGCACCACGGGCCUCUCACUGGGGGCCACCUCCACUGGUUCCACGGGGACAGCCACUCUGGGGACACUUGGCUUUGGAUUAAAGGUUCCUGGAACCACAGCUGCCACAACAAGCACUGCCACAGGGACUACUGCUGCUUCUGGCUUUCCUUUGAAUCUGAAGCCCCUGACUACCACUGGUGCCAUUGGGGCUGUGACCUCCACAGCUGCCACAACCACAACCACCACACCCAGUGCCCCCCCAGUGAUGACUUAUGCCCAGCUGGAGAGUCUGAUCAACAAGUGGAGCCUGGAGCUGGAGGACCAAGAGAAGCACUUCCUGCACCAGGCCACCCAGGUCAAUGCCUGGGACCGCAUGCUGAUCGAGAACGGAGAGAAGAUUACUUCCCUACACAGAGAAGUAGAGAAGGUGAAGGUUGACCAGAAGAGACUGGAUCAGGAGCUGGACUUCAUUCUGUCCCAGCAGAAGGAGCUGGAGGACUUGCUGACCCCUCUGGAGGAGUCAGUGAAGGAGCAGAGCGGGACCAUCUACCUGCAGCACGCGGAUGAGGAACGGGAGAGGACCUACAAACUGGCUGAAAACAUUGAUGCUCAGCUGAAGCGCAUGGCACAAGAUCUGAAGGACAUCAUUGAUCACUUGAACACAUCAGGAGGCCCAGCAGACACAAGUGAUCCACUUCAGCAGAUCUGUAAAAUUCUGAAUGCACACAUGGAUUCCCUGCAGUGGAUUGACCAGAAUUCAGCUGUGCUGCAGAGGAAGGUGGAAGAGGUGACCAAGGUUUGUGAGAGUCGCCGCAAGGAGCAGGAGCGCAGCUUUCGGAUCACCUUUGACUGAAACCCUCCCAAGUUCAAAGGAUGGGCAUAAAACCUCCACAGAAAACAGAGGUGUUUGGGAGCUGAGGACUGAAAUGACGACCUGGCUUUUUUUCCUUUUUUACAAUAAAAUAUGUUGUUUGUUCAAAGCCA